This is a messenger RNA of Opisthocomus hoazin, 1895 nucleotides long. Lineage: Eukaryota; Metazoa; Chordata; Aves; Opisthocomiformes; Opisthocomidae. The record is from RefSeq and is a predicted model, not a curated record.
AACUUGAUGAUUACCAGGAACGAAUGAACAAGGGAGAACGUCUGAAUCAAGAUCAACUGGAUGCGGUGUCAAAAUACCAGGAAGUGACAAAUAAUCUGGAAUUUGCUAAAGAACUGCAGAGGAGUUUUAUGGCUCUGAGCCAGGAUAUCCAGAAAACAAUAAAGAAGACAGCUCGCCGGGAGCAACUGAUGCGUGAAGAAGCUGAGCAGAAGCGUUUAAAGACUGUACUAGAGCUGCAGUUUAUUUUGGACAAGUUGGGUGAUGAUGAAGUGCGCAACGACUUGAAACAAGGAUCGAACGGAGUCCCAGUACUGACGGAGGAGGAACUGACAACGCUGGAUGAGUUUUAUAAGCUAGUUUACCCUGAAAGAGACAUGAAUGUGAGGUUGAAUGAGCAGUAUGAGCAAGCAUCUGUUCACCUGUGGGACUUACUGGAAGGGAAGGAAAAAACAGUUUGUGGAACAACCUAUAAAGCGCUAAAGGAGAUGGUUGAACGUAUUCUUCAAACUAGUUACUUUGAUAGCACCCAUAACCAUCAGAACGGAUUAUGUGAGGAAGAAGAGGCAGCACCCGCACCUGCAGUAGAAGACACUGUAGCCGAAGCUGAACCUGAUCCAGCAGAAGAAUUUACUGAACCAACUGAAGUUGAAUCAACUGAGUAUGUAAACAGACAAUUCAUGGCAGAGACUCAGUUCAGCAGUAGUGAGAAGGAACAGGUAGAUGAGUGGACAGUUGAAACGGUUGAGGUUGUAAAUUCGCUGCAGCAACAGACACAAGCUACAUCUCCUCCAGUUCCUGAACCUCACACGCUUACUACCGUGGCUCAAGCAGAUCCUCUUGUUAGAAGACAGCGAGUACAGGACCUUAUGGCGCAGAUGCAGGGCCCGUAUAACUUCAUGCAGGACUCUAUGCUGGAGUUUGAGAACCAAACACUUGAUCCUGCCAUUGUGUCUGCGCAGCCCAUGAAUCCAGCACAGAAUUUGGACAUGCCACAAAUGGUUUGCCCUCCAGUUCAUGCUGAGUCAAGACUUGCCCAGCCUAACCAAGUUACUGUGCAACCAGAAGCUACACAGGUUCCCUUGGUUUCUUCUACAAGUGAGGGAUAUACAGCCUCCCAACCCAUGUAUCAGCCUUCUCACACAACAGAGCAACGGCCACAGAAAGAAUCGAUUGACCAGAUCCAGGCUUCAAUGUCACUGAAUGCAGACCAGACCCCGUCAUCUUCAUCACUUCCCACUGCAUCCCAGCCACAAGUGUUCCAGGCUGGAUCUAGCAAACCUUUGCAUAGCAGCGGAAUCAAUGUUAAUGCAGCUCCAUUCCAGUCCAUGCAGACAGUAUUCAACAUGAAUGCACCUGUUCCUCCUGUUAAUGAGCCAGAAACCCUUAAGCAGCAAAAUCAGUACCAGGCCAGUUACAACCAGAGUUUCUCCAGUCAGCCUCACCAAGUAGAACAAUCAGAUCUUCAGCAAGAACAACUGCAGACAGUGGUUGGCACUUACCAUGGUUCCCCGGACCAGACUCAUCAAGUGGCGGGUAACCACCAGCAACCUCCCCAGCAGAAUACUGGAUUUCCGCGUAACAGUCAGCCUUAUUAUAACAGUCGAGGAGUGUCUCGUGGUGGAUCACGUGGGGCUCGUGGCUUAAUGAACGGUUACAGGGGACCGGCAAAUGGAUUUAGAGGAGGAUACGAUGGCUACCGUCCUUCCUUUUCCAACACUCCAAACAGUGGUUACACGCAGCCUCAAUUUAAUGCUCCUCGGGAUUAUUCAAACUACCAACGGGAUGGGUAUCAACAGAAUUUCAAACGUGGCUCUGGACAAAGUGGACCUCGGGGAGCUCCUAGAGGUAAUUCUGGAGUAGUGAAUAAUUCAUUUGGGCUGAAUGGAGUUUUUUGA